This is a messenger RNA of Neohortaea acidophila, 1752 nucleotides long. Its product is annotated as kinase-like domain-containing protein. Gene Ontology annotation, molecular function: ATP binding; protein serine/threonine kinase activity. The transcript has 2 exons. Lineage: Eukaryota; Fungi; Ascomycota; Dothideomycetes; Mycosphaerellales; Teratosphaeriaceae. Gene Ontology annotation, biological process: protein phosphorylation. The record is from RefSeq and is a predicted model, not a curated record. The coding region runs from base 1 to 1752 and encodes 583 amino acids.
AUGAUUUCACCUCCGGUGGCGCCUGCACGGUCGGGUAUAUUGAUUCUCACACUGCACGAGGGACGCAGCUUCAGCCUGCCCCCGGGCGCGGAAGCGGCCUUCACCCAGCGCCCGGGGCAUGGUAGCAGCAUUUCCCAGGGCAGCUUUGCCAGCAGCUACAUCGGCGGGAAUAGCGCUCGACCGGGUUCCAAUCAAACCGCAUACCGCCCAUCAUCAUCGGCGGCUCCAGGAGUGAAGGCCAUCAACAACGUGCCGUCCAGCCACGGUCGCUAUAACUCCAAGUAUCUCCCAUACGCCUUGGUGGACUUUGACAAGCAGCAGGUGUUUGUAAAUGCGGUGUCCGGCUCGCCCGAGAACCCCGUCUGGCCUGGGGAGAGCGUGCAGUACAAGUUUGACGUCAGCAGGAGCACGGAGCUCAACAUUUCGUUGUACAUUCGGAACCCAUCUGCUCCGCCCAGUGCCGCACGGCAGCAGGACAUCUUCAUUGGCUCGUGCCGGGUCACUCCGACAUUCCGAGAAGACGCACAAUCCGUUGCGGAACAGCAGAGUGCGGCAUCUGCGGGGGGUGUGAAGAAGGACAAGGCGAUGCCACCUCCAACCAGCAGCAAUGGAAGCAGCGCGACUGGGGUGACGUGGCAUGACGUUCAAUACGGGACGGGAGCUAUCCGACUUGGAGUGAAGUUUGUGGAGAAUCGGCAUCGAUCCCUCAAGAUUGAGGAUUUUGACCUGCUCAAGGUGGUAGGCAAGGGCAGUUUCGGCAAGGUGAUGCAAGUGAUGAAGAAGGACACGUCACGGAUCUACGCCCUCAAGACCAUCCGGAAGCAACACAUCAUCUCUCGGUCGGAAGUGGCGCACACCCUCGCGGAGAGGUCGGUGCUGGCGCAGAUCAACAACCCGUUUAUCGUGCCGUUGAAGUUUUCCUUUCAAUCGCCGGAGAAACUGUACCUGGUCCUCGCUUUUGUGAACGGUGGCGAGCUGUUCCACCACUUGCAGAAAGAACAGCGCUUCGACAUCAACCGAAGCCGAUUCUACGCCGCGGAGCUGCUUUGCGCACUGGAGUGCUUGCACGGCUUCGGAGUGAUUUACCGCGACUUGAAGCCGGAGAACAUCCUCGUCGACUACGUCGGCCACAUUGCCCUCUGCGACUUUGGCCUGUGCAAGCUCGACAUGAAGGACGAAGACAAGACCAAUACCUUUUGCGGCACGCCAGAGUACUUGGCGCCGGAGCUGCUGCACGGCCAGGGGUAUACCAAGGCGGUGGAUUGGUGGACUCUGGGUGUGCUCUUGUAUGAGAUGCUGACGGGCUUGCCGCCCUUUUACGACGAGAACACCAACGAGAUGUACCGCAAGAUUCUCGCCGAGCCGUUGCACUUUCCGGGUCCGGAGAUUGUGCCCCCCGCUGCGAGGGAUCUCCUGACGAAGCUGUUAGACCGAGAUGCCUCGAGGAGGUUGGGGACGAACGGAGCGAGUGAAAUCAAGGCACAUCCCUUCUUCCACCAGAUCGACUGGCGCAAACUGCUCGAUCGGAAGUACGAACCGACGUUCAAGCCCAGCGUGGUGGACGAGCGAGACACGGCGAAUUUUGACAAGGAGUUUACGUCGGAGGCGCCCACGGACAGCUAUGUGGAAGGACCGAUGUUGAGUCAGACGAUGCAGCAGCAGUUUGCUGGCUGGUCGUACAACCGUCCGGUUGAGGGACUUGGGGAUGCGGGCGGCAGUAUUGUGCAGGGCAACGCGUUUAACCAGCGAUGA